AUGGCUAAUGAUCUUUCACCAGGUUUCUACAUAGAGGAACUUAAUAAAUACCGUCAGAAACAUAAUGCAAAAAUUAAGUUUGUUGAAAUAUCUAACACUGGACCUCCACAUGACUUAAGAACCACCACGAACAAGAUUGCUUCUUAUGGAGUUAGUUGUUUAUCAUCAUCAACAACAGAAUCUUCAGAGGAGUCAUUAAUUGGGAAUUAUGUAGGUCUUAUCAACACGAUUGCCCAGAAGUCAAAACUCUCUGUAAAUUAUGAAUUGUGUUCAGUGAAGGAAUCAUGGGAGCUUCAGAACAGAUAUCAGUGUAAAUGUCGGGUUGGAACAAAAGAAUUUGGUGCUGCUACUGGCCCUAGUAAACAAGAGGCAAAACAACUCGCUGCUAAACUUGCAUAUGAGACAAUAAUGGAAUCAACAUCAGUGAAAGCUGACCCAGCAUCCUCUGCUCCUCACAUUUCUGAGUCCAAUGGCGUCAGCAGCGUGCCUGUGAAUAAUACUUGCUCUGCUGAAUUAUCAACAUAUUCAUUUGGAGACAUGCAGAGCAGUGACGCUUUGAAAGAGUCCUCGUCUCCUGGGAGCGGUUUCAGAAGUAAUCAAAGGAAAGCAAAAAGAGCUUUGGCACCUAGAUUUAGUUGUCUUGAAGAAGAAGCAGUAAAAUACAAAGAGUAUACUUUGGACUUCCGGUUUAUUCAGGACUUUGAAGACAUAGAUCGACUUGGCAAAGGUGGAUUUGGCCACGUUUUCAAAGCAAAGCACCGAAUUGAUAAGAAGAUGUAUGCUAUUAAACGUGUUAAAUAUGAUCAUGCGAAGGUAGAGCGUGAAGUAAAAGCCUUAGCAGACCUCAAUCAUCCAAAUAUUGUUCAUUACCAUUAUUGUUGGGAAGGUGAAGACUAUGAUCCAGAAAACAGCAGAAGUAAUUCAAGGUCAAAGACACGUUGUCUUUUCAUCCAAAUGGAAUUGUGUGAAGAAGGGACAUUGGCGCAAUGGAUUGACGACAGAAGAAGCAAGGAGCACGACAAAGUUUUGGCUUUGGAUAUAUUUGAGCAGAUAACGGAGGGAGUGGCUUACAUACAUUCCAAACAGUUAAUUCAUAGAGAUCUUAAGCCAAAUAAUAUAUUUUUAGUAAAUACAAAACAAAUAAAGAUUGGAGACUUUGGACUUGUGACAUCUUUGAAAAAUGACGAAAAGCGAACAUCUGAAAGGGGAACGUGGAUGUACAUGAGCCCAGAACAGAUGUCUGAACAUAACUAUGGAGAUGAAGUGGACAUCUUUGCCUUGGGAUUAAUUCUUGCAGAACUUCUUCAUAUAUUUGGUACAUAUCAGGAAACAAACAAGGUUUUUCAGAAUCUUAGGGAAGGUUUCUUCCCAGAUAUAUAUGAUGCUAAGGAAAAAAUUCUUCUACAAAAAUUACUCUCAAAAGAACCCAGGAAACGACCUAAGGCCCCUGAAGUACUGAAGACCUUGAAUGAGUGGAAGAAGGAGAAAAUGAUUGAGAAAAAGAAGCAUAAUACAUGUUAG
Messenger RNA from Elephantulus edwardii (Cape elephant shrew), 1521 nucleotides. It is a transcript of the gene EIF2AK2, whose product is annotated as eukaryotic translation initiation factor 2-alpha kinase 2. The record is from RefSeq and is a predicted model, not a curated record. Gene Ontology annotation, molecular function: ATP binding; protein kinase activity. Gene Ontology annotation, biological process: protein phosphorylation. Lineage: Eukaryota; Metazoa; Chordata; Mammalia; Macroscelidea; Macroscelididae. The transcript is spliced from 15 exons. The coding region runs from base 1 to 1521 and encodes 506 amino acids.